Molecule: messenger RNA, 1775 nt
Organism: Hevea brasiliensis (rubber tree)
Lineage: Eukaryota; Viridiplantae; Streptophyta; Magnoliopsida; Malpighiales; Euphorbiaceae
Product: ureidoglycolate hydrolase
Exons: 12
Coding region: 93-1508 (471 amino acids)
Molecular function (GO): hydrolase activity, acting on carbon-nitrogen (but not peptide) bonds, in linear amidines
Source: RefSeq, a predicted model, not a curated record
CAAUUCUAACGUCAGAUCUGCACUUGCGGUUGUCUCAGGAUAAUUGUGCCCAAGCUCAGUACUGUCCAUAAACAUCUGAGACCCGAAAAGAGAUGUCUUUGAUCAGAUUCUCUUAUUCCUACUCUCUUCCUCUCCUCUUCCUCUGUUCAAUCUCUGCAAUUCUUGCUCAAACUAAUGGGGACCCAACUACCAAAACCAUGGAGGAUUUCUCUGGUUAUCCUAUUCAUGAACCUUCUCAAACCUUCUUCCCUUCUUCACUUUCAGUGGACGCUCAAAGUCUGCAAAAACAGAUUGAUGAGCUAUCCACUUUCUCUGAUACGCCCGCCCCAUCAGUUACUAGGGUUUUAUACACUGAGAAGGACGUAUUAGCUCGCAGGUACAUCAAAAACUUGUUGGGACUCUCUGGGUUAUCUGUUAGAGAGGAUGCUAUUGGUAACAUAUUUGGUCGGUGGGAUGGCUCUGAGCCAGAGCUCACUGCAGUUGCGACUGGUUCUCACAUUGAUGCUAUUCCAUUUUCUGGGAAAUAUGAUGGUGUUGUUGGUGUUUUGGGUGCAAUUGAAGCCAUAAAUGUACUCAAAAGGUCUGGGUUCAAACCCAAAAGGUCUCUGGAGGUAAUCUUGUUCACCUCGGAAGAGCCAACUCGCUUUGGCAUUGGCUGCUUGGGAAGUCGCUUAUUGGCAGGGAGUGAAGCACUUGCAGAAGCCCUGAAGACAACAGUUGAUAGUCAAAACAUAUCCUUUCUGAAGGCUGCUAGAUCUGCUGGAUAUGCAAAAGAUCAAGAUGAUUUGUCGAGUGUUUUCUUAAAGAAGGGAAGUUACUCUGCAUUUGUGGAGCUGCAUAUAGAACAGGGGCCCAUUCUAGAGGCAGAAGGUCUAUCAAUUGGCAUAGUAACUGCAAUUGCGGCCCCUGCAAGCAUAAAAGUAGAUUUUGAAGGCAAUGGUGGUCAUGCAGGCGCUGUCUUGAUGCCAAAUAGAAAUGAUGCUGGAUUGGCAGCUGCAGAACUGGCUUUAGCUGUUGAGAAACGUGUGCUAGAAUCUGGUUCAGUCGAUACUGUUGGUACAGUAGGUAUUCUGGAGUUGCAUCCUGGUGCCGUAAACAGCAUCCCGAGCAAAUCACACCUAGAAAUUGACACUCGUGAUAUUGACGAAAAGCGAAGAAAUAACGUAAUUGAGAAGAUUCAGCAAUCUGCAAUGACAAUAGCCAAAAACCGUGGGGUCAAGCUAUCAGAAUUCAAGGUCAUAAAUCAGGACCCACCAGCCCUCUCUGAUAAAUCAGUAAUUGAGGCAAUGGAAGCUGCAUCAAAAGAGUUAAACCUGAUACACAAGUUGAUGAUAAGCAGAGCUUACCAUGAUUCACUGUUCAUGGCUAGGAUCUCUCCAACGGGCAUGCUAUUCAUUCCAUGUUACAAAGGAUAUAGCCAUAAACCUGAAGAAUAUGCCUCCAGUCAGGAUAUAGCAAAUGGGGUUAAAGUAUUAGCGUUGACCCUUGCCAAGUUGUCCUUGUCCUGAUGUAAAUACAGCUUUUCUGGUGAAAAUUCGCAACAAAAAAAUUGAUCAAGGAAUAAAUUAGACCCAACAACAAAUGCUGACACCAACCUAUACCUCCUUGAGUGAAUGGCCUGUGUUUUUAUCUUCCUUGAAGUCAACUGUGUGGAUCUUUAUAUUUGUUGCAUGUCUCAAAACAUAGUUCGUAGAGUUUGUAAUGCUAAAUUAUCAGUUGUCUACAAAAGAUCUUUGGGAAAGAAUGACAUAAAUGGAUGCUUAUUCCUUUCUAAA